ACACGCUCUGGCUAAUUAGUUUUCGCAACAGUCCGUUCCUCGCACCAACGCCAAAUACUCCAAAAAUGUCCGCCACCCUGCGCCUCCUCUGCCUGAUGGCCUGCUGCAUUGCCUUCGUCGUGGCCAGUCCGCAGCCCCAAUACGGCGGCUCUGGAUACGGCUCCAUUUACGGGGAUGUGGUCAAGGCCGCCGAGACGGCCGAGGCCCAGGCCGCCGCCCUGACCAAUGCCGCCGGUGCCGUCGCCUCCGCCGCCAAACUGGGCGGAGCCGACUGGCAAGCCCUCAACCAAUAUGGAUGGGAGCAGGGCAAGGAGCUCCUGGCCAAGCAGUACGGUCCCUUGGAACCGCUCUACGCUGCCGCCCUGCCACCACGCUCCUUCGUGGCCGAAAUCGAUCCAGUCUUCAAGAAGAGUCCCUACAGCGGAGCUUAUGGCGCGGGUGCGGUUCUGAACACGGAAUCCAAAUUGGGUGUUGUGGCUAUCUAAGAGCUAGGAUUGUUUAGCUCCAAGAGUGUUAAUAAAAAGUGAUAGCUUAAAGCAAAA
Molecule: messenger RNA, 542 nt
Organism: Drosophila elegans
Lineage: Eukaryota; Metazoa; Arthropoda; Insecta; Diptera; Drosophilidae
Gene: Cp16
Product: chorion protein S16
Exons: 2
Coding region: 66-485 (139 amino acids)
Biological process (GO): multicellular organism development
Cellular component (GO): egg chorion
Source: RefSeq, a predicted model, not a curated record